This is a messenger RNA of Alternaria burnsii, 825 nucleotides long. RefSeq names its product short-chain dehydrogenase reductase-like protein. Lineage: Eukaryota; Fungi; Ascomycota; Dothideomycetes; Pleosporales; Pleosporaceae. Gene Ontology annotation, molecular function: oxidoreductase activity. Bases 1 to 825 code for a protein of 274 amino acids. The transcript has 2 exons. The record is from RefSeq and is a predicted model, not a curated record.
AUGCCCGGUCGCCUCCAAAACAAAAUUGCCGUUAUAACGGGCGCUUCAUCUGGUAUAGGCCGCGCAACAGCCCUAGCUUUCGCUUCAGAAGGCGCCUCACUAGUCUGCUCCGAUCUCCACGAAACCGCUCGUCAAGAGUAUGCUACAGACACUUCCCCUUUAAACACCGUCCAAGCCGUUGAGAAGCUUGGUGCUAAAGCCAUCUUUGUCAAAUGCAACACCACCUCCUCCACCGAAGUCGAAGCCCUGAUCCAAGCCACAGUGAAAGAGUACGGUAGGAUCGACAUCAUGGUAAACAAUGCGGGUAUUGCUAUGGAAGCGGGUGAGCACGGGAGCAGACCCAUUUGGGACUACGAGGGAAAUGCUUUUGACAAGACGGUUGAUGUGAAUGUUAAAGGUGUUUUUUGGGGGACCAAGUAUGCGAGCAAGCAGAUGGUGGGGCAGGAACCAGGGGCUGGGGGUGAUAGAGGGUGGAUUAUCAAUCUGAGUAGUGUGUAUGGGAUGAGGGGUUCAAUAGGUAUCUCUGGUUACGUGACAUCUAAACACGCUGUCCUCGGUCUGACAAAAGCCGCCGCACAAGACUGUGCGCCAUAUCGCGUCCAUGUCAACGCCCUCUGCCCCGGGUUUACAGCUACAGCCUUCAUCUCGGGGUUGCUCACGCCUGAAGCAGCAGAGCAGAAGAAGAUUGUAGAACAACGACAUCCGUUUGGAGGUUUAGGCACGCCCCAAGAUAUUGCCAAAGCGGCGGUGUUUCUGGCUAGUGAUGAUGCCGCGUGGGUCACUGGUAUAGGACUACCGGUCGAUGGUGGGUUUAGUUCUAUGUGA